AUGGUACUUUCAAGUGCCGUGGAAUGGUGGCAGGAGUGGCAGCUGCGCAUCCUCGUCCUCACCAGCCUCUUCAUCCAGUACAUCCUCCUCUUCUCCCAUUAUGCGCGUAGAGUUCCUAUCCUACGCCGCUACAGAGUACUGGUGUGGAUAGCAUACGUAAGCAGCGACGCCGUGGCAAUCUUCGCCCUCGCCACCCUCUUCAACCGCCGCAGGCAGACUUGUGAUGAGGAGCGCAGCAACAACCUGGAGGUCCUAUGGGUGCCUCUCCUCCUCAUCCAUCUUGGCGGCCAGCCAGGGAUAAGUGCCUACAGCCUCGAAGACAACGAGCUAUGGAAGCGACAUAUAGUAACCCUUGUGUCCCAGAUCACGGUUGCCGUGUAUGUCUUCUGCAGAUGGUGGUCCGGCGAGAAGACACAGCUGGCGGCAGCGGUCUUGCUCUUUAUUCUUGGUGUUCUCAGAUUUGCUCAGAAGCCAUGGGCCCUCAAGACCGCCAGCUUCAACAGCCUCCAGUCCAGCACGGUGCCCCUCACAAGUGCGCAGAGAGAAUAUACGCGUGAAGAAUAUGUAGAAGCAGCAAAGAGGUGUGUAUUGAACACAAAGAUACACAUUGAGUAUAAGCAUGAUAUGGAUUUUAUGUUCCUUGAUCAGUCUGCUCCAUACUCUGUUCGAAUUGAAGAGUUGACAUCUUUCCUGAAGCUUGAAUAUAAGCAUGCAUACAAAAAGCUUCAGGAGAAGCUAGGAGACACAUUUGAUGACAUGUACACCAGAAAUGGAUUAAUUGGCACUGGACUUGGCACUGGCUCAUUCCUUUUGCUUCCUUUCCUAGCCUUAGCUUCUAUUGUGCUCUUUGCCAAGAGCCGCAAGGAUGGUCAGGACGAAAAGGACAUUUGGGUGACAUACAUCUUAUUAUGUUGUACCACCGUGUUGGAGCUUUACGUUCCCUUCCUGGCAUUCUCCAUGAUACUAGUUCCACGUAUCUUUCAUUUCCUUGACGAUCCUAUUUGUGGCUGGCACAACAUGGUUUCCCAGCACAACAUCAUGUCCUUGUGUGUUCGCAAGAAGAAGCCCACAUUCCUGAUGAAGCUUGCUACCUUCGACUUUCUAAGAGAGCUUCUUAACCAACAUUGGUAUAUUCAACAAGUACCUACAGCAUACCACAUCUCGGAGACGGUACGCCGACACAUGGAAGAUGGUUGGAAGAAGUGCAUAUGCGACGCUGCAAGUUACAAGAGCUUCAGUGCGCUCCGAGGUCAGUUGGCUCUAAGGAUGCACCAUCAGCUAGCUUGGACCUUGAAGAUGCCUUUGGAUGAGAGCGUUCUUGUUUGGCAUGUCGCCACAGAGCUCUGCUUUUAUCACCCCGACACAUCCCCUCAACGUCGACAAGAAGCCACACAAGGCAGCAGGAGCAUAUCCAACUAUAUGUUCUACUUGCUUCUCAUCCGUCCUGAGAUGCUUAUGCUUGGCACCAGAUCAGCUCUUGCCAAGUUGGCCACUGACCAGAUUUUCGAAAACAGCAAGGGACCGCUCGACAUGACAGAAGAAAAUCUUGCACAGGAGAUCCUUAACAUGCCAAGGCUGACAUUGGCAGAUGAUAUGAUUUCCAAUGCGAGCAAACUCGCCAAAGCACUAAUGGAUCUAGGCAGCGAGGAGGAGAGGUGGACUGUGAUCCAAGGCGUGUGGGUGGAGAUGCUCUGCUAUUCCGCCAGCAGGUGCAGGGGCUACCUGCAUGCCAAGAGCUUGGGUGAAGGCGGUGAGUUCCUGUCCUACAUCUAUCUGCUUUGGUCGUUCAUGGGACUGGAGACGUUGGCGGAUAGGCAUCACAUGUCAGAGCAUCUUACUUUCCAUUCCCAAGGCAGAGACGAUCAAUCUGCAGAAGGCGACAUGCCCCCAGUUUGAAGAUGGGCUAGCUUGUGGAAAUUACUGAUGCCAAGCAGGUACUCCCCCUAGGCCGCUGAUACUCGCCGGGGAAGCCAUUGCUUGACAAAUGGUGCUGAUGCUGCUGAUGGAAGAUUUUGUUUUGAUUUCUUACUGCAAUGUGUUGAUUGUCAGUGUGCUGCUCAUGUUCUCGAGCAGAAUAUAGGCAUGUAUAUGUGUCUGUGUCUUUCUUGCUACCGCGUGUAGUAAGUGUAGGAAUGGAUUUUGUGAGACAAUCAUUUCAACAUUUGAUAAUCCAAUUGAUGUAUUAGUUUCUACCAGAGCUCAAAACGUUAUUGUUGUUUCUGUUCUUUAAUUUCUUUGAGGUGGUGUUGCAAUGUUUCCCCAUCUUAAAACAUUGUGCGGAAUGAUGCAUAGGUCAUAAAGAUUCCUCUGAAUUCGGUGGAAUUUAUAACUGUGAUCUAUCACACGUACUUGUCAACCUCAAUAAAUACCAGCCACUAUAAGAGAUUAUAUCUAUUUAUACAUGAGAAUAUCAAAUAUCGUGUUCUAUUUAUUUUGUGCUUAUGUUACGUUGUUCCAUUCCUCUAUAUCUUGAUUGCCUGUCACUUCUCAGUCAAUUCGAAGCAAGCCACCAGGUUCAGGUCAGCUUCUGCCUGCUUGCGCACCAGGUGCUUGUGCUUAUUCAUUCCCAUUCGUUCCAUCCACUGCGUGUCUGCGUUCUUGCUGGAGUAGCUCGCUAACGACCGUUCACUAACUGAGCACAAGAGCCAUUCCACGCUUGCUUUGCCCUGUUUCACGGCAUUGCAGUGUAGCACUAUGUCCAUCGUGCUUGGCCUCUGUCAUGGGGCCCACCCUGUACGAAGCAUCCCAGCGAUUAAGAGCAUGUACACCGCUCCACUCUGGACCGAUGCCUCAUCUGCGACGUCUACAUGUUCGAUGCCACCUCCUCCAAACCUGUUGCUUGCAGAGCAAAACGGGCUCCUACAGAAGAGCCGAGUUCUUCCCUGACAAAAGCACCAGGCAGCCGCUCGGGCGACGCAGUGUGGAUCCGGCGCCUCGCUCGGGCGACGCGGUGUGGACCACGCAGCAAAAACGCGGGAAUCGGGGGAAGGGGAGAAGGGAGGGCGCGAAUCGGGAGAAGGCAAGGCGUGAAUCGGGGGAAGGGAGGGGCGAAUCGGGGGAAGAGAAGGCGGCACACCUCUGAUCCGAUCUGAACGAGAGGAGCCCGAUCUGAGCCCCCCGUCGUCACUGAUGCUGUCUAGCCAGCCCGCCGUCGAAGCUGUGCCUCUGUCUCUGAUCUGAGGCACGAAAAAGAGGAGCCCAAUCUGAACUCAACUCUGAUCUGAUCUGAACGAGAGGAGCCCGAUCCUGCCCGAUCCUCAGCCUGCCGUCCUCGUCCUCACCCUCGUCCUCAGCCUGCCGUCGGCGUCGUCCUGCAGAUAUGUGUGUAUCAAAGGGGAGUUUCAUGUGCAAGGAAGCAUAGAAGAUUUGAAACUGUUUUGUUUUGGAUAAGAAGGGCCAACGGAUACACCAACAAAUUCAGUUUGAAUUUUGAAUAAAUAUGAUAUGCGUGUUACAAAUCUUCUCUUGUGCUUGGAAACCUUAAGAUUGUUCCAUUACUGUGAGAUUUUUUGUGUCAUGGUCAAGAAAUACUUGUUGUUAUAUUUUGGAUAUCAAAAAUUGCUGGUAAGAAUGUUCUAUUGUUGUGGGA
Molecule: messenger RNA, 3589 nt
Organism: Hordeum vulgare subsp. vulgare (domesticated barley)
Lineage: Eukaryota; Viridiplantae; Streptophyta; Magnoliopsida; Poales; Poaceae
Exons: 2
Coding region: 1-1896 (631 amino acids)
Source: RefSeq, a predicted model, not a curated record